Messenger RNA from Triticum aestivum (bread wheat), 5452 nucleotides. RefSeq names its product MRN complex-interacting protein. Gene Ontology annotation, cellular component: nucleus. The record is from RefSeq and is a predicted model, not a curated record. Gene Ontology annotation, molecular function: chromatin binding. The transcript is spliced from 5 exons. Gene Ontology annotation, biological process: mitotic G2 DNA damage checkpoint signaling. NCBI's taxonomy places the organism in Eukaryota, Viridiplantae, Streptophyta, Magnoliopsida, Poales, Poaceae. Bases 232 to 1050 code for a protein of 272 amino acids.
AGCCCCUUCUCAGCCGUCCGAUCUAAUAUCAACAGUUGGUAUUAAUAAUAAAACAGAGGGGAUGACGCAAAAUUUUAUACCGAACGUGAAAUGAAACGAAACACCACCUGCCGCGCCAGAACCUCCAUUUAGAGCGGGAGAAACGCAAAAUUUCCCCCCAAUCCGCCUCCACCUUCUUCGAAUCAUUCUCGGCUCCUCUCUCCCCGGCCCGCUCGAGAACCUGGGUCCGCCAUGGCGACGCUCUUCCUCGCCCUGCAGUGCGUGGAGUGCUCCACCAUGCAGGUGAAGCAGCAGAAGAAGAGCAGCAACAAGUGGGCGUGCGUGGUGUGCAACCGGCGCCAGUCCGUGCUCCGGGUGCACGCCCGCGGCUACCGCGCCGCCGACCUGCGCCGCUUCGUCCAGGACGCGAACCUCGCACGCGGCCGCGGCGCGCCCGUGCGCGAGGCGGACUGGGACCCGCCGGUGGCCGGGGAUCAACAAGACGAGCCCCCGAGGGAGAAGAAGCGGAUGGACUGGUCCGAGUACCUGGACGACACCGGGGAGCGUCAUGCCGGCCGCGGCUUUGCCGAUUCUCGUGAUGAUGGGAUUGAAGUGACAACUGAGCUACCCCAGGAAAGACCUAAAGCUCCUUCCUUGAAGAGGCCCCGAAAAGCCCAAUUGGGUGUAGCUGGAAAGAGGCCCAAACCACCAAUCAACCCCUCUUUAUCCAAGAUGCAGCAAAUGGAACAAGGUCCAACUUGCUCAACUGUCUGCUCUGCAACUUCUACUGCUGAAGCACAAAGAUCAAAGUUCAGCAAGUAUUUGGACAGUAGCUUCUUUGAAGAUAGAAAUCAGGAGGGUUCUGGGCUCCAUUGGACUGACCUUGAUGAAAGUGCUCCCACUACUGAGGUAGUGGUGGAUGAUGAGUGUAUCUGCUCAACCUCUUACUACGCACCCACCUUCAUCCUUGGAGUUUCAGAUACAUCUAUGUUACUAAGAUAUUCUUAUCUUCAGAUAAGUGUUGGAUUAGGAAUAGGAAUUAUAACUCGGAAUGUUUUGUUUCAUGUAUAGACAGUUAGGCACUACUGCAGGAGCCCAUAAUGCAUGAAUAUAUUUAGCUUUCUUCAGUUAUUAAUAUUUGAACAUAUAUAACAUGAUGGUGCUAAAACCAAUGGAAACAUGUUCUAAACUGCCAGUCUCUGCUCUCUAGUUGACCGAGCACCAAACAACUCAACUCCACUUAUUCCUUUUUUGUAACUUGCUAAGUUUAUUUCUCCCAGAUCCGGGUACCUUUCUAACUUGUCCUUCAAAUGAAUGUAUCUAGCAUUAAUUUGGUGCUAGAUACAUCUAUUUGAGUGACAAGCUUUUUCGGACGGAGGGAGUAUAAUAUUAUAAGAAUGAGGCAAAUGAUCAUACGGUAGUCGUAGGACUGUUGGACGCGCUACAGAAAUACAACCUAUACAGCUAUGCCCAAUCGCUUCACUAAAUAAAAGGGAAAAGGGAACGCCUUUUCCUUUUCCCUUUAAUCAUGAGCUUUCUUUUUGCAUAUUAGUAUCAUUUAUAAUCUCUUGAAAUGCAUAGUCUAAUUUAAUUUGGCUAUACCAUGCUUCUCUCAGCCAUGCACAAAAGCCCAGGCAAAUGAUUGCCUCUCUUUUCUGUUGGAGCGACAGAGCCAUUAGUUAGCCACAUUGUCAUAGCACUGUUGAAGGACAAGCAAUUGAUUAACUUGUUCAUUUUUUUUCCAGUACCUUCUAUCUGGGUUAUACAGUCAAUAUUAAUAAGCUAAUCUGUUUGGUUAGCAAGCGAAAGGCAAUCACUAAGAGUGUCCCCUUGAAAUUUCCCAACUUCGCAUUUUAUGAAUCACAAAACCGUGAUCAAGUUCAGACAGUUCCAUUGUUGUGUUGUAGAGAAGGAUGCCGUUCAGUUUCAUUGUUUUCUCUUUCUCUCUCGUUCAAGCAUCACGUUCCCCGCAAAAAAAAAGAAGAAAAAGCAUCACGUUGUCAGUUUCACUGAUAGAUAUUGCUGCUGCUAUUGAUCCAUCCCAAAUUUACACGAGUAGUUCGCUGGUAAGCCCGGAGUCGUGCCUGUGAGGUGUCGUGCUUUGUAGUGCACCUUAAAGCGAGCAAAGGCCGACAGCUCCGCGCGUCGUGGCACAUAUUCCUCUAGUGGUACCGAACAGGAACAGCUAGGCACGAUACCCAGUUCCGCGCCCCUUGCCGUAGGCAGCAGGACGGCAUCGUCUCGGCUUUCGAUCAUGACGUUCAGACCCUGAGAGGGGCUUCUAUGUUUUUGCCCGUUGACGUUUCUUCAUGCGUUUGCUUUACUUUUAUAUACAGCAUCUCUGUUGUUGUUUUUUUUUGAGGGAAAAGAGUACAAUUUACUCUUCAGCCAACACAAGGUCGGCAACUAGCGCAGCGCUCAGAUCAGCCGGAACACUCGCUACCAAGUACAUUCCAUCCAUUUUCCUAGCCCGGGCCGCCAGUAGAUGAGCCAUCUUGUUUUGAUUUCUGCUGACAUGUUGGACCUGAGCAGCAGCAAACUUCGCCAGCUCCACCUUGAUAUCAGCGAGUACUGGAUAGCAUGCAGACAAACUACUGGUGCCCGACCUGAGCUCAUUCGCAAUGUACAUACAGUCUGUUUCCGCGAUCAUCGGACCAGUAUAAAGGGCGGACAAGUGUCGCAACCCUGUCAGCAAUGCCUGCGCUUCAGCUUCCUCCGCAGACUUGCAGCGUAAGCCAUGUUCAGACAGCGAGAAGAUGACAGAACCAUCAUGGUCUCUCGCAAUUGCACCCGAGUGGGAAUCACCGCUACCAGUUAAAAACGCUGCAUCAGUGUUCAGUGUGACUGUUCCCGCCAUAGGGGGCCUCCAGUGACUGAUGGUGUGAUCCACAGUGGCUCCUACCUCUUGUCCAUCUAUCCCUGUUGACAGCGGGAACAGAGAAAACCCCUUCGCCAAAGCACCCCCGCUCUGCAGCGCCUUCUGCUUCCCCUUACUAUCAGUUUCCUCCCCCGAGCCUCCGCAGGUUAGUUCUUCCACGUACUGUUUUAAGAACAUAGCGGAUCGGCUAACCAGCUCCUUCCCUGCAUUAUGGGUGCAAUCGUCUUGGAGGAACCAACACCGCCACAGCAGCAGUAAAAUUUUCGUUCUAAUCUCUGGUUUGCAUGGGUUAAGGAGGAUCUGCAGCCAAUCAUCACCUGAGUAUCUGAGUUUUUCCUCGCUAGGUAGCUCCCAAGCUGCUCUCAUUUCAUGUCUUAGUGCCCUGCUCUUUGUGCACGAAAUUACAGCAUGAAAUUCAUCUUCCUCGCCGUUCCCGCAAAUAUUGCAAGUGCUUCCCACUUCCAGUGUGCGCUUCCAUUUGUUCUUCUUUGUAGCCAUAGUGCAAGUAGCUACUCUCCACCCAAAUAUCUUAAUUUUCUGAGGCACCUUCGCCUUCCAAAUAAUGUCCCAGAUACUACGAUCUCUGUUGUUUUUUUAUUGAUUAAACGUGUGGGAGUACCAUCCCUGUCAAGAAUUGCUAGUCGUUAAUUCAUACCACCAACAUCUCCGCAUCAAAUUGCUUGAUGUAGAUGCAAACUCGUCUACAAACACAAUACAUUUUGGUCUGCGUCGUAGGCUUGCCGUUCUUUCCCUCUCCCCCACCUCAACCAAAAAUCUGCUGCGUCGCCAUUUUUAUAAAACUAGCGGGGCAUUUAAUUUGGCAGUUGAGUACUGCACCCUCUUCUGGUCGCUUCCGGAUGUGAAGUCUUUGAUACAUUUUGAUCGGCGUCACAUUCUUGUGGGUGGCAGCUAAUUUCACGGCGAGAUAUCUUGCGUGAGUUCAGCUGAAAGCUUUUGCUAAGCAUAAUUGAGCCUGUGAUCAUGUUCUCGCCCUUUAUUCCCUCCCUUCGCUUUGCUCCAUCUUUUUCUUUCCAUCUUCUCUUUUAUUCAAGGAAAGUACUAGUUGUGAUUAUUUUCAACUCUGGUUAGGUCAAGUACUUAGAAAUUCAUUUCAGUGGAGAGAAACGGCCUCCGGAUAAUAGAAUCCGUUACGCAUUACCUUACAACCGCGAGACAGCUGCCUGCCGCGGUGACACGGCGUGCUUUUCUGACGGCAGCGACAUGGCAAGUGCGAGUAUGUCACAAAAAUAUUGGUUUUAUUAGUACGUGAUGAAAAUGAGUAGGACUAUACAAUCACGUGUUGCAUCAAUUGUGGCAAAAUCAUCGUUGUAGAGAAGAAAAAUAACGCACCAUGAAUUGUGGGGUUGGAGUGUCUCUUAUACGGUCCGAUCCCAUACUAACCCUUACAGUAGAUCAUUAUUGUGCAAUUGCACGCACGUCAAAUCCAACCCCAUCUCGGCAUGAUUCGCUGUUCACCCUGUACCGGCGGCCAGCGCGGGCGGUGGCCCAACCUGGUUCCCAGCGGCAGCAGAGAGCCGACGGUUGGUGGUUGUUGGCUGGUCCUGGUCGAUCGAUCGGCAUUAUCGUCGGGGCAAUGGUUGGAUUGGUUAACCUCUCUUUCUACGUCCGGCCUGUUUGCCCGCUCCGUGCUUCCUCCACUCUCCCGUACUAGUACUUGGGAACGGGACGCCGGACGCGGCAAAGGAAAGGAGAAGAGGAGAGAGAUGCAUUUGUCCGUCGCCGCUAGCUGCUUAAGCUUUGGGACGUCGUGUCUUUUGGCGUCCAAGGAAGUGAUGGUGACUGGACAUGGCACAUUGCACAGCACCAAUCGUCCUGAUUGAAGCGGACCAUUUUUAUCGUUAACACGUCCGGAGGGCAGGAAGUGCACGCGCUACCGACCGCACGCACUGUCGUGGCGGAUAGCAAUUGCUGUAGAUGGCCAUCUGCUCCGGCCGUGCGUGCUUAUGUUAAUGGCUGGCUGAUCGUGGUACCAAACCGGAGACGUGUCCGUUGCAGCGGAGCGGAGCAAUGCGCCUGCCCUCUGCAUCAUCACCCGAUCGAUUCAAAGCUUAAACUAGCUCAUUACUUUCUUUCUUUCAAGUACUAGCAGGCUUAGACGAGACACUAAUAAAAGCAGAGUAGGGAAGAUGGAGUAGGUGUUUGGGUGGUCAUGCAAGGGCAAGGCUAUUGUUUGGUUGACCGUCAUAUUGAAAUUGCCAUGAUUCCGUUUCGAAAAAAAAAAGAAAUUCCCAUGAUUCAGUGCACAUUUCCGAUGGGAAUUCUGAAUCACGGCGCAGUAUUAUCCGUCAGGUCAGUAGGGUCAGCAUAAGCGCAAAUGAAGAUGCUAAACCCCACUGAACCCGCUUCCACACUUUUAACACCGGCUCCCGGACGCACACCUGCACUGACAAAUGGUCCCGUACGUGCAUUCCCAGUCCCACACCACCAUCCGCUCCGACGCGCGCACGUACAGAUGAAGGACAGCCAGCUCAUCACGCCACCAAAACUGGAAAAGCGGAGGCCGUGCCAGUUUACAGCAGCCUUCGGCAACUCCACUUUUUAUUCAACCAACCGCUCUAAACCCGACGCCUCACU